UUUCGUCGUCCGCCGUCCACUGCAGCGUGGCCGGCUUCAAAAAAAGUUUUGCGUCUGCAGCUGCGUGAUCGAUCUCGGCAUCGUCACACUUUUCAAAGAGGAGCGCGAUGAGGUGCCUCGCGAUACUAAUCGCUGUCGCCGUUUGCGCGCAGCCUGCCCUGAGUGACGGAGACGGAGAGCUCAAAGUGGAAAUCGUCAAGAGUUCCGACAGCUGCAGCCGCAAGAGCAAAAAGGGAGACAUUCUGUCGAUGCACUACACCGGCACCCUGGUAGACGGCAAGGAGUUUGACUCCAGCCGACAGCGGGGCGAGCCGUUCCGCUUCCAGAUCGGCCUGGGCCAGGUGAUCAAGGGUUGGGACCAGGGCCUGCUCGACAUGUGCGUGGGCGACAAGCGAAAGCUGACCGUACCCCCGUCACUGGGAUACGGAGACGCCGGCGCCGGCGACCGCAUCCCGCCCGGCGCCACGCUAGUCUUUGAGACCGAACUCACCAAGAUCGAGGACGGCCCGCCGCCCGUCAACGUCUUCAAGCAGAUCGACAGCGACCAGGACGAACAGCUGACGCGCGAAGAGAUCAGUAAAUACCUGAAGGAGCAGCUCCCAGCCGCACAGGCUGCCGGACUCAAGGACCUGCCAGACACGGACAAAAUGGUCGAAGAGAUCUUCCAACAUGAGGACAAGGAUCGCGAUGGCGUCAUCUCCAGGGAGGAGUUCAGUGGACCCAAGCACGACGAGCUCUAAUUGCGUCUUCCUUGAAACUAUCUGUCUUAAUUGAGUGGGAACACGGGACACAACAUCAGCAUGCAGCAUCCACAUCUGGGGUGCCCAUUUCUCACACUGCAUGUGCACUUCAGACUGGGCGUUCAAUGCCAAAGUCUAUUUCACGAUUCACUAGUGCCUCACGCACCACUGUAUGUGCCAACCAAAAACUUAUGUCGAAAAAACAAAGAUCAACAACAAAUCGUGUGGCAGCUAUAGCUGCAACCAUUGCUCAGUUUUGUACUCGCGUGAAAAAAUACCUCUUCCCGAUAUUUGAGCACUUUCUUACUUUAUGACCACAUGUUGAUUAGUGGCAACAGGAAAGUUGCAGCAAAAAGGAGACGCACUCGCACAGGCAUAAUUCAAAGGUGCAGAUGCUAUUGGUGACAUCAUUCAACAAUCUUUAAUGAAAGCAUGCACUGCUUUCUUUGCAAUAAUUCUUACUGCAUUCUUCAUCACCUAUUUGACGAUGCAAAAAUGUUAUCACUACUGCAUGUACGUUCUGGUGUACCAGCAAAACACCUGUGCUAGUUAGCCUCCUAUGUGGAUUAUGUGAAUUUCUCUAUAUAAUGUAAAGUUAUACAGUAUCGUGCAAUGUUAAAAAUGCUCUCCUUAAGGCGUGCACAGUGUGCACAGCUUGAAAACGCAGUGAAAAUUUAGUUUGGUGCUAUUUUGCCCACUGUUGCAAUAUUGUUAAAGUAUUUACAUUACCUAUUUAUCCAUUUAGCUUUUUACGAGCAAAUUUUAUAGAACACCUAAUAUUGUGGUUGUUUAACAAAUGGAACAAAUCGUAACGCUGCAAUUUUAUGAGAAACAAAUAUCCGGUAAUCGAGUAUGCGUCUUUUAUGUAAUUUCUUCUUUAGCACGUAUUUAUUGCUGUUUAUGACACUUGUGUUUUCGUACGUGUACCGCAUGACUCCAAGUCCACAAUUGUGUUAAACUUCUCAAGAAGGGUCUUUUUGU
This is a messenger RNA of Rhipicephalus sanguineus (brown dog tick), 1721 nucleotides long. Its product is annotated as FK506-binding protein 2. The record is from RefSeq and is a predicted model, not a curated record. Lineage: Eukaryota; Metazoa; Arthropoda; Arachnida; Ixodida; Ixodidae. Gene Ontology annotation, molecular function: calcium ion binding; peptidyl-prolyl cis-trans isomerase activity. The transcript is spliced from 3 exons. Bases 108 to 740 code for a protein of 210 amino acids.